Molecule: messenger RNA, 291 nt
Organism: Sphenostylis stenocarpa
Lineage: Eukaryota; Viridiplantae; Streptophyta; Magnoliopsida; Fabales; Fabaceae
Source: the annotation of a GenBank genome assembly
AUGGGGGGAAGAGUGUGUCGCGGCGGGAGGAGGAGAGGUUAUUGGCGGGGAAGUGUUACACACCGUCAGUUUCCGUUGAUGGGCCUAAUAGGGUUUGUCUUGCGAGGAGGACCAGAGUGGAAGGUGAUGCUUGAAACGUUACUCCAUGUCCUAUGUUGUGCAAGCUUUCCACCUAAAGUGGAAGAUCAAACACAGCACAUGCACUUUGCAUAUAGAAUGGGAUUUUGUUCCAAUUUGACUCAUAGUCCAACAGCGAUCGCAGAUGUUGCCCGUCGUUUCAAACUCUCGUAA